This is a messenger RNA of Andrographis paniculata, 1347 nucleotides long. Its product is annotated as probable UDP-arabinopyranose mutase 2. Gene Ontology annotation, molecular function: UDP-arabinopyranose mutase activity. The coding region runs from base 84 to 1169 and encodes 361 amino acids. The transcript has 4 exons. The record is from RefSeq and is a predicted model, not a curated record. Gene Ontology annotation, cellular component: cytosol; Golgi apparatus. Lineage: Eukaryota; Viridiplantae; Streptophyta; Magnoliopsida; Lamiales; Acanthaceae. Gene Ontology annotation, biological process: plant-type cell wall biogenesis; UDP-L-arabinose metabolic process.
CAGCGCUGCCCUCUUACCACGCAGACUUCAUUCUACCCUUUCCACACAGUCGCGCAGAGUCGAUCGAAGGGCGGAGCGGAGCCAUGGCGGGGGAGAGAGUGACACCGGUGCUGAAGGACGAAUUGGAUAUUGUGAUUCCGACGAUCAGGAAUUUGGAUUUCCUGGAGAUGUGGAGGCCCUUCUUUGAGAAGUAUCAUUUGAUCAUAGUUCAGGAUGGGGAUCCGUCGAAGACGAUCAAGGUGCCCGAGGGUUUUGAUUACGAGCUCUACAAUCGGAAUGAUAUUAACAGGAUUCUCGGCCCCAAGGCGUCCUGCAUCUCGUUCAAGGACUCUGCGUGUCGGUGCUUCGGUUAUAUGGUCUCCAAGAAGAAGUAUAUUUAUACUAUUGAUGAUGAUUGCUUUGUUGCCAAGGAUCCAUCUGGCAAAGACAUCAAUGCUUUGGAGCAGCACAUACAGAACCUCUUGACUCCAUCCACUCCACAUUUCUUCAAUACCCUUUAUGAUCCUUACAGGGAUGGCGCCGACUUCGUCCGUGGUUACCCCUUCAGUCUUCGCGAGGGAGUUCCCACAGCUGUCUCCCAUGGCCUGUGGCUCAACAUCCCUGACUACGAUGCCCCCACCCAGCUUGUCAAGCCACGGGAGAGGAACACCAGAUAUGUCGAUGCUGUUCUGACAAUCCCCAAAGGCACCAUUUUCCCUAUGUGCGGUAUGAAUUUGGCAUUCAACCGUGACCUCAUUGGCCCUGCAAUGUACUUUGGCCUUAUGGGCGAUGGUCAGCCAAUUGGGCGCUACGACGACAUGUGGGCUGGCUGGUGCACCAAGGUUAUAUGCGACCACUUGAAUCUCGGGAUCAAGACAGGUCUGCCGUACAUUUGGCACAGCAAGGCGAGCAACCCAUUUGUGAAUCUGAAGAAGGAAUACAAAGGCAUCUACUGGCAGGAAGAAAUCAUCCCAUUCUUCCAAUCCAUAGUUCUCCCCAAGGAGAGCAAGACUGUUCAGGACUGCUACAUUGAAAUUUCGAAGCAAGUUAAGGAGAAACUCUCCUUAGUCGAUCCGUACUUCACGAAGCUGGCGGAUGCCAUGGUGACUUGGAUCGAGGCCUGGGAUGAGCUCAACCCUUCAGGAGAUGCAUCUGUGAAGGUCCCCAAUGGUGCCCCCGCCGCCAAAUAGAGCUGAGUUCAGGCAACCUUACAACCUUAGUAUUUAUUUCACUACUGCAUUUUUUUCGUCUUUUUUGGUCAUGAGCUGAUUCCGGAUAUGAACUUGGAUUUUGAGGAGGAGUGACUUGAUUCACUAUGUAACUUUACUUUAUUUUAAAUUAUUGGUAUUAUUAUUAUUAUUAUUAUUA